AUGUUGAAGGCUCGGUAUGUGGAUAUUAAUUUACAAGCGGUUAACGAUGGAACAAACAAUAAACAAUCAUGUUCGGUUUGGUGGUUGGAUAUUUGUUCGUUAAAUAACAAGAACUCGGAAGAGGUUUUCGCUAAUAAUUGCUUGUUCCGGGUGGGAGACAGAUUUAUUACUUCCUUUUGGCACUCUCAUUGGAUUGAAGGGGGGAUUCUUAAAGACCGGUUCCCGUCACUAUAUGAUAUUUCUCUAUUGCAGGAUGUGUCUAUAGCUAGCUUGCGCGGUUGGAGAAAUGGCUCUUGGUGCUGGAAUGACUUUGGUAUACCGCCUGCUGCUGCCAGCAGAACACCCGCGGUCCUGUUGCUGUUGCAACGGUUGCUGCCUGCUGAUUUCCCGUCUCGCCUUGGCCAUGACAGCGUGGAUUGGAUGCUGUUCGAGGACCAAAAUUUUUUGGUGUCUAUCAGUUAUCGAGCUCUUUGCAAGAGGUACAUUCCAUUCGGUUUUGUCAAAUUGCAUGAUUUUGCUUUCUCUUCUAUUUGGAAGGUUGAUGUUCCUUUAACAGUAAGAGCUUUUGGGUGGAGAUGUUUUUGGAAUAGAAUCCCUACUAAGGACUUGCUCAAUUAUAGAGGUAUUAUCUCGUCCUCUUCCAAUCUUCAUUGCGUUUUUUGUAAUGCCUUCCCCGAAUCUUCUUGUCACUCGUUUUUGGAUUGUUACAAAGUGAUUGGGAUUUGGAAGGACAUAGCUGGUUGGUUGGGAUUGUGUUAUUCCAAACUUACGGACUUUAAAGAAAGCUACCUUUUUUGGAGUUCUUCGUGUCGGAAUUUGAAAAUCAAAAAGGGCAAGGUGGGGAGUGUUAGGUUAGUCGUAGUUUGGUCCCUAUGGCUUUGUAGGAAUGAUAUCAUUUUCAAGGAUGUCGGGUGGAAUGCUAGUGGUGUCGCUUGGAGUUGCAAAGCUUUACUUUGGAGGUGA
This is a messenger RNA of Vicia villosa (hairy vetch), 963 nucleotides long. RefSeq lists its product as uncharacterized. The record is from RefSeq and is a predicted model, not a curated record. The transcript has a single exon. The coding region runs from base 1 to 963 and encodes 320 amino acids. NCBI's taxonomy places the organism in Eukaryota, Viridiplantae, Streptophyta, Magnoliopsida, Fabales, Fabaceae.